AUGUGCGAGAGUACAGAGAGAGUGGACAAGGUGCCGGCCCCUGGGCUGACGGACGACGUCCUGAUGGAGAACUAUGUGAAGAGAGAUGUGCCUGUGAUAGUGACCGGCGCCUCGCCUCUCAAGGGGGACAUAACCCUGCAUCGACUCGCCCAGGUCGAUGUGGCCCAAAGCUUGGUAAUUUUCAUGCAGGUCAAAGGUGAAAGUCGCGUAAAGAUGGAGCCAUGGAGCCCGUGUGACCAGAUUUGCUCUCAUUUUGUGGAGGCCCUGGAGGAAGGCGAUGUCUUGAUCGCUACGGACUUCUUGUGGAAAGUUGACUACCUGCCCACCAACAAGUCAGAGAACAUUGCAAUAGCUUUUGGCGGCAGUUUUGAUUAAAAUAAAGAAGUUGUCGUUACA
Aplysia californica (California sea hare) is the source of this 396-nucleotide messenger RNA. RefSeq lists its product as uncharacterized. The record is from RefSeq and is a predicted model, not a curated record. NCBI's taxonomy places the organism in Eukaryota, Metazoa, Mollusca, Gastropoda, Aplysiida, Aplysiidae.